UCCUAAAAUCAACUUACCAAAUUGAUCAAAUGAACUACAUUUUCAGAGACAAAAUGACUGACACACCUCCUGGUGCCACUAGCUCAUGGGUUGAUUUAUCCAGAGAAACAGGAAUACAGUUUUCCUCUCCUGUUCCCACCUCUCCUAGACGAACUACUCCUGUUCCCUUCAACAUAGACAAUGAUUAUAUUAGGAUGCUCCGGGAAGCACAGAAGGAACACUCCGCCCGAUCCUCCGCCCGGGUUUCCCCCAUCAGCUCCGCCAUGAUGUCGCUCUCCUCCACCUGUAAGAAUACCCCCUCCGCCUCCCCAAAGUCUCCGCCGAAUAGUCCAAAUACGGAGUUGGCGAAUUUUGAGGAGAACCUGCGCGGUGUGGUUGUGAAUAGAGAACCUGAGGUUCUUGAGGAAGUAUAUGGAGUAAACUGGAGAUCAAGACCUAACAUGCUCCCUCCUAGGAACUGGAGAAUAGCAAGCUCUAAGGCCUCCUCCGGGAACCAGAGUGAUAGUGAAGAGAGGAAAACGGAGAAAUCCCAGAUAUCCAGAUACUUCCCAGCUCUGAUUGCAACAAACCUUCUCUCACUUACUCUCGGAGCUUGGCUCGGAUACUGGAUCUUUAAGAGAACUUCGAUUAAGAUCCUGUCUUAAUAAAACCAUAUUUUACUACUUAA
Eurytemora carolleeae is the source of this 667-nucleotide messenger RNA. RefSeq lists its product as uncharacterized. The record is from RefSeq and is a predicted model, not a curated record. The coding region runs from base 30 to 644 and encodes 204 amino acids. Lineage: Eukaryota; Metazoa; Arthropoda; Copepoda; Calanoida; Temoridae. Gene Ontology annotation, cellular component: mitochondrial envelope; mitochondrial outer membrane; nucleus. Gene Ontology annotation, biological process: positive regulation of apoptotic process; mitochondrial outer membrane permeabilization. The transcript is spliced from 2 exons.